CCGAACAGAGGGAGAAAGAGAGGAAACAAUAUGAGAGAUCAUACACUUUGCUAUAACAAUACCUAUCAUAAUUGCAAAAAAUACUGACAAAAUUGUAAAUCCAAUGUUUAUAAGUCAUGUCCUAGCCAUUCUCAACAUAUUUCUUUUCCAGUUUCACAGCUUUUGCAACAGUUAAUGCUUUCUGCUAAUACAUACAUUCCAUUUCAUGAACAAGUUCAUUUUUACUUUAAAGUCACAAAAGCAUCUACAUACAGUACUUCAUCCCAUUUUCCUUCACGUUUACAAAAAAAGUUAGUUGUAAUAUAGUGUUAUAUUUUAAAGAUCCAUUUUCAGACAAUUAUUCCCCAAUAAAAUUACAAGCACUACUCGGUUCCACCCAUUUUUCCAUUCCCAAUACUCACUUUUCCAUAAAUCACCAGAUUGAAGGUUUCCUCCCUGGGGAAGAUGAAAAAUUUCUGAAACAGUAAAAGGAGUUUUUAGAGCUGUGAAAGGUCCCCUGAAGGUGUUGUUCCAGGAGCAAUUUGGUGUACACGAAAUAUUAUCAGUCAGAUUAAUAAGGCCAAAUUGAAAUUCUUCGUAAACAGAUUUUGGUAAUACUAUACAAAUUGGUAGUAUCCCAGAUCUGCAUGAAACCUCAAAUUAAAUUCCAGGCUAAAUUUGGAGAAUCCUUUCCCUGUCCUCCAAUGGAAAGGAUGAAGACAAGGGAGAAGGCUCUCCAAAACACCAUCUGAACAGUAUAAUAUUUUGGAGGUUUACCCUGGCAGACUUGAUCAAAGCUUCUCUUUGGCUGCUAAUAGCUUUGUUUGCUCUCUGUCAUGCUGUGGUGCCUGUCAACAGGGGGGAGAACUCCACCUUCAUCUGAUGUAUAUGGGAUGGCAAGCCAGAGGUGGAAAGACAAAAUAAAAUGUGGUGGCAGUAUUUUCAUAAUUAUUCUCACUGUCAUUAGAUGGCAUUUGUGUUGGACAAGACAGCUACCUCUGAAUUCUGCAAAAUGUGCCACUGAAUGUUUUCUCAAACUCACUCUCUUCUCUCAGCCCUACAGAGAGAUCUUUGAAUCCUUCAUAGAGGACUUCAAGACCUACAAACCCUUGCUGACAGCUAUAAAGAAUGAAUAUGAAGUUACCUAGGGAUAAAUAGCAUGAGCUGAAAUCAGAAAUCCUUAUGUUCAUAUGCACAGCUGGAUAAACAAUGGGAUGUAAUCCCAAAAGAUUAAGGGCUCCUCCUAGUCCUUAGGCGCUCACCAGGCCAAGCAGUAAAAGCUCCGUGUUCAGUCCCACUUCCCACCAGCACUGUUUGGUGUUGAAUAUCCAACAGCCCAGCUGAGUGAAAUUCAGGCUUUGUUGCUCAUUGUGAGACCCCCACCUCUGCUUUCUUUAGCUCAUCAGAAGAAGACAAUUCAUGCCCUAGAGCCCCUGAAGGCUAUGGUCACAACUGUGUCCGAGGAGUGCUCCCAGCAGAUACUGGCAAUGCAGGAAAAGGAGAAAGAUGAAAUAAAUAUGUUGAAGCAAGAGAAACAACAUUUAUUAAAGAUCAUUGACAACAUGAAGGAAGAAAAUAAUUCUCUUCAGACUCAGGUGGAGCAUCUGCAGACAAGUGUGGCUGAGGAGUACACUUGCUACGUCAACGAACACAGUGCCCGCAAACUGCUUCUGGCAAAACUGAGCAAUCUACAUAAUGAACAGCGGGACAAGACAUGUCCCCAAGUCCAAGAUGUCAAGGGUGAGGAUGUGGUGAAGUUAACUUUGGCAUUAAAGAUAGCUCGACAGGACCUCACAAAAGCCCAGCUGAAGAUGAACACAAUAAUAGCAGACUACAGGGAUGUUGUGCCCAGGAAACAUUUUGAAUCACUGGAAAAAAAAAACAACUCUGAUUUACUUCAGGAGAUGAAGACUCUGCAGAAGGAUUUUGAUCAGCUCCAUAAGGAAUAUGAAAUUCUGCUGGACAUCCACUGAAAGACUGCAGAAGAGCGAGACAACUUCUGUGCUGAGCUCCAGCGAGUUCAGCACAACUGCACAUACCGGCCAAACUGGGCCAAGUGUUCAGAGGUGAUUCCUGGUGGAGCUGAGCAGUGGGGCUGUCUGGCUGAGGGGAAAACCAGCGAUGAGCUGGUGGAUGUGCUUCUGGAAGAGAUAGGAACAGGAUUGCUCAAACAGAUAAAUGCCUUCCCUGGACAGGGCAAAGGUGACAACGUUCCUGUGUACCUGAGGCAUGAAGGUGAAGUGAAGAACAAAAAGCUGACUAAGAAGGAUAUGGUGAACAUCCUAAAGGAUGUCUGGAAGGAGAAAAUUGCACUAGAAUGGGAGGUGGGUGAAGAACAGUACCAUGGCCAGAAUGAGCUGGUUUCCAGCCUGCAGAAGGAGCUGGCUGCCUGCGGCAGCUUGCACAGCAGAUCCCUGACCAGCGAGCGAUUCAGCACGGCCCUGAGGGAAGCUUUUCCCCUGAAAAGGCAAGAGUCAAUCCAAGAACUAGUUGAUGCAAGCAGGUACCAGCUGGACAGCACUGAAGACCUUAUUGAGUGCAUAUCCUUAUUCAAAGAAGAUGAGGAGGGGAACACCGAACCUUUCGUUGCAAAGCUGAGGAGCCAAUAUGUCAGGGAGAAGCAGGAGUAUCUGAGCCAACUGAAGACCAAGCUGGGAGAUUUAAUAGAGGUGAGGGCAGAUGAUCUGAAGAGUGCCUUCUGCGUGAUCGAUCCGGGUAUCAGUGAUCAGAUGUUGGAUACCUACCUAGACCUGGCUUAUCAGAGUGGAAGAGAACAGCCAGACCAAGAAGCCCUGCCUGUGGAAACUGCACUCGAGAGACUGCUCGCUGGAGACGUGAGACGAGCAGGGCCCCCGCCCAGGGAGGGAGGCACGCCUGGUUGUGAAAGGGAGUGAGCAGCCUUCUGCUAUUGAGAAUAAAGGGACUGUUUGAUGUACACGUUGUGAUACCAAGCUGGGAGUCAGAGUUAACUGCACUAAAUACUUCUUCCCAGGCAUACCAAGAUACACCCAGUAGCUAACAGUUGCAAGGAUAGGCUAGCCUGAACUAUCAGGAGCACAUUCAGUUUAAGCAGCAAAGCACUCCAGUACCAUUUUGCAGCCUCUGCAGAGUCAUUUCAGCUCAGCAAGACAUGCAGUAGGAGGUUGCUGGACCCCCAGACAGGCUUCAUACCCCCACAGCACUGGGGCACCACAGUGUUGGUGACAGAACAACUAUGCUCCAGUAGCCAUUACUGAGAAGCCACCAUCAGGAAAGGAAGGAAAGAGGAAAACCAGGCUGUAAUGUGGCUGCUUUAGCCCUUGGGCCUUAAUAGCUCCUUGGCUCAAAGAGGCCAGGUUGCAAAGAUACAUUUGCAAAAUGAUGUUAACCAGCAGAGUUGGUAUGCAUGUGAAAGGUCAGUUCAGCCUACACCAGGUUUGCUACCAUGUCCCCAAGGAUGCUUUUAUCUUGGUGUAGCUGCUGUUAUCCAGUAUGAAGUCACUUUGAAAGAAAUUCAAGUGCUGCUACAUGAGUAGACUGAACCAAACUUUGAGCUGGAAAAGUAAUCCAAGCACAGAAACACUGAAAUCUGUCCCUUGCUUCAAGGAACAAUACACAUGCUUUUUGGAAGCUGCUUUUCCAACCACUGGCAUUAGCUGUUUGUUAGUAUCCUCUCUAUCCAGCAAAGAGCCCUCUCCAGGGAGGGGAAUAAGGGUUCUUGAAAAACAAACAA
Athene cunicularia (burrowing owl) is the source of this 3691-nucleotide messenger RNA. RefSeq names its product translin associated factor X interacting protein 1 (gene TSNAXIP1). The record is from RefSeq and is a predicted model, not a curated record. Gene Ontology annotation, cellular component: cytoplasm. NCBI's taxonomy places the organism in Eukaryota, Metazoa, Chordata, Aves, Strigiformes, Strigidae.